AAGAGAGGGAGAGAGAGAUAAAGUGUGAGAUUCUACAAACCCCAAGAAACCCCCUAAAAAAAAGAGGAAAUAAAAUGAAAGUGAAAACAACAUUAGUAGUUUUUUGUUUGCUUGCUCUCUGUUUUGCUCUGUCUAGGACAUUGGGAUUAAACUAACUUCUCAUUCUCAUAUUCCACCUUCUUCUUCUACUACUACUUCUUCUUUGUUCUUGUGUGCUAAAACUAAACAAGAAAGCACAAGGAGACAAAUAAACCUAUCCAUUUCAUUACCAAACAAGCCGUACACAUUCUUUAGUUAUGGCUUCUUCUUCUUCAUUUUCUUCCUCAACUACUUCAACCAUCACAUCAAAAUUUAUUUGGUUUCUGCUUCUUCUCUCUCUUCAACUACACUUGUUACACGGAUCGGCUAUUCAUGAUCUUAAAAACCAAACCUCAUUCAAACCCGAGAGAGAGAUUCGGAAGCUUAGAAGAGUGGAAGCUUAUCUCAACCAAAUAAACAAACCUUCCAUCAAAACAAUCCACAGUCCAGAUGGAGAUGUAAUAGAAUGUGUUUUGUCUCAUUUGCAACCAGCAUUUGAUCAUCCUCAGCUACAAGGCCAGAAACCACUAGAUUCACCAGACUUGUCAAAAAGAAGAAAUGAAACAACAGAUGAGGAAAGUUUUAAUCAGUUAUGGAGUAUGUCUGGUGAAAGCUGUCCACUUGGGUCAAUACCAAUGAGAAAAACAACGAAGAAUGAUGUUUUGAGAGCAAAUUCACUACGACGGUUUGGUCGGAAACUGAGGAGACCCAUCAGACGAGAUUCCUCCGGAGGUGGUCACGAGCAUGCGGUGGUGUUUGUAAACGGAGAACAAUACUAUGGAGCUAAAGCAAGCAUCAACGUUUGGGCGCCACGUGUCUCUGAUGCUUAUGAGUUCAGUUUAUCUCAGAUUUGGCUCAUCUCUGGAUCCUUUGGUCAUGACCUAAACACCAUUGAAGCUGGUUGGCAGGUUAGUCCUGAGCUUUAUGGAGAUAAUUAUCCAAGAUUCUUCACAUAUUGGACGACUGAUGCAUACCAAGCAACUGGGUGCUACAAUUUACUCUGCUCUGGAUUCGUACAAACCAACAAUAAAAUUGCAAUUGGUGCAGCGAUUUCCCCGAGGUCCUCUUAUAAUGGAAGACAGUUUGAUAUCGGUUUAAUGAUUUGGAAGGAUCCAAAACAUGGUCACUGGUGGCUUGAGCUAGGAAAUGGACUUCUUGUGGGAUAUUGGCCGGCCUUCUUGUUUAGCCACAUGAGGAGUCAUGCAAGUAUGGUACAAUUUGGAGGGGAAGUUGUGAACAGCCGAUCAAGCGGUGCUCACACUGGAACGCAGAUGGGAAGUGGCCAUUUUGCAAAUGAAGGAUUUGAGAAAGCUGCCUACUUUAGAAACUUACAAGUCGUUGAUUGGGACAACAAUCUCUUGCCUCUGAAGAAUCUCCAUGUCUUGGCCGAUCAUCCGGCUUGUUAUGAUAUCAGACAAGGCAAAAACAAUGUAUGGGGGACUUAUUUUUACUAUGGAGGACCUGGUCGGAACCCUAGGUGUCCUUGACUCACCCAAACCAAAAAAAAAAAAAAUUAUAUUUUGUGUGAAUUAAUGUUAUUUUUGUUACUAAGAUUUUUUAUUUCUUCUUAGAUUGUGUUUUUUUUUUUGGUUUUUGUAAGGCUAUUAUCAAACAUAGUAACAAGCCGUGUAUGGCCCCUACUGUAUUUUUAACGUGAUGAAAUAGAUAAUUUCUAUACAUAAA
Camelina sativa (false flax) is the source of this 1761-nucleotide messenger RNA. RefSeq names its product protein neprosin. Lineage: Eukaryota; Viridiplantae; Streptophyta; Magnoliopsida; Brassicales; Brassicaceae. The record is from RefSeq and is a predicted model, not a curated record.